CUGGCUUUCCACACAUCAGUAUGCUGAGAUUAAAAAAAUAGUGUCUGUUAUGAAUUCUUCUCAUGUUGAUAAGAACAUUAAAUACCUCAAAUGUUUGAUUUGAAGAAAGAAUGGAGCAUCUCCUUUGCAGGAUGCGGGUUUAUGGGGAUUUACUAUAUUGGUGCCACCAGCUGUAUCCUUGAACGGUUCCCUCGCUUCAUACAAGAUGCCUCUAAAAUCUAUGGAGCCUCUGCAGGGGCUUUGACGGCUGCUGUUCUUACUUUGGGAAUACCUCUAGAGAAAUGCUGCGCUGACUUGAUGUCAAUAGCCAAAGAAGCCAGGAAGCACAGACUGGGACCCCUGCACCCAUCUUUCAAUCUGCUUCAGAGAGUGCAGGACACUCUGCUGACCCAUCUGCCAGAAGAUGCCCAUGUUCGAGCCUCAGGGAAGCUCGGCGUGUCCCUGACCAGAGUGUCUGAUGUGAAGAAUGUACUAGUAUCAGAGUUUGAUAGCAGAGAAGAGCUCAUUCAGGCUCUCAUAUGCAGCUGCUUUGUCCCUUUUUACUGUGGCAUUAUUCCACCCACAUACCGCAGAGUGCACUAUGUGGACGGUGCUGUCACUGACAACCUGCCUGGCUAUCACCUGAAACAAACAAUCACAUUCUCACCAUAUGCUGGCGAGAGUGACAUCUGCCCCCAAGCAAGUACUCUAAACUUCCAUAAGGUGCACUUCAACAAUAUCAGCAUCCAGCUGAACUCAGAGAACCUGUACAGAGUGACCAGCACCUUCUUCCCACCCGAGCCUGAGGCAAUGGCUGAAAUCUGUCACAAUGGCUACAAGGAUGCUCUUCGCUUUCUGCAAGAAAACAAUCUAAUCAGCAGUGAAUGCCCCAUGAGAAGUCUGGCGACUGAUACAUCUAAACAUAUUUGUUGUGAAGUGGUGAAGGAGUCCAGUGUUAAGGCACAGCAGCGCGGACUGAACACGCUUGAGGAAGGUCACUGGUGGCUGGAUCCACACCUUAUAGAGAACCUCUCAGUUAACAUUCAAAAGGUGCUGUGUGAGGCCUGCAGAGAGACACGUACUGCUGGUGGUCUGUUCUCCUAUAUGACUGAGUACCUGCCAAGGAAAGUGACUUCUUACCUGCCGGUCCCCUAUUCUCUGCCUGUUGACUCGGUCAGCUCUCUAGCCCAGAGAUUAGUCUACUGGAUUCCAGAUCUACAGAGGGACAGGAGCAGUGUCAUGUCCUGGGCCGGUGGCCCAGUGCUCUAUGGCAUGGUUGGAGACAUAUACAAACAAGCACUAAAGGAUGACAAGGAAGACAGUGACAGUAAACCACCUCUGCACAGAUCUACAAGCCUGCCAUUAGCCCUGAACCUGUGCAGUGACAGAAAAGGAGACAAAAAUUCUUCCUCAGAAGCCACUUUCACCUCCAGCCAUACCUUCAUCUCUAACACGCACAGUACAUCGGACCACGUGCUCCUGACUCCACCCACCAGCAACGCAGGCUCUGGGUUUGAUGAAGCCACCCUGAGGUCACGUCAAAGUGCAGAUACCUACCUUUUGGUAAAACCUACCAAUGAAGGGUGUUCCUGGAAGAGCUGGGGCACACGCUGGUGACCCCAGCAAU
Archocentrus centrarchus (flier cichlid) is the source of this 1606-nucleotide messenger RNA. RefSeq names its product patatin-like phospholipase domain-containing protein 2. The transcript has 10 exons. The coding region runs from base 91 to 1596 and encodes 501 amino acids. Gene Ontology annotation, biological process: lipid homeostasis; triglyceride catabolic process; positive regulation of triglyceride catabolic process. Gene Ontology annotation, cellular component: membrane; lipid droplet; cytoplasm. Gene Ontology annotation, molecular function: triacylglycerol lipase activity. Lineage: Eukaryota; Metazoa; Chordata; Actinopteri; Cichliformes; Cichlidae. The record is from RefSeq and is a predicted model, not a curated record.